AGUUGCGCCGUGGAAGUCGACAUAAGUCGAUGGAACAUAGAUUACACGCUUAGUUGUUUUCCUAGAGUAGAAACAGCAACCGGUCGACAGUCGCGAAAUUAUCAUCGUCGUUGUUGUUCCUUUCUUAUUUUCAAAUUGUCCCGAUAUUUUCUUUUUCCUUUUUCAGUGACAUUUUUGAAACAUCGAUAAUUUAAAUAUCGACCAAUCGAAAGAAUUUUUCUUAUAUCCGCGUUUAGGAAUUAUUUUGCAAACGCCGAAGGUGCGACGUAACUGUUCUCAUUUAUUAUGAAAAAUUGGAAAAAAGAAAAAGGAGCUUCGAUCGAUAAUAAGCACCAGAUCUUAGAAAUGACAACGACUAUGGAACAACCAAAUGAAAACGGAAAGGAGACGAAAGAUAUUGGUAGAAGAAACGCUGUACCGAUCAUUCACGUUAGAGGAACUUACUAUGAUAUCGGAUUUGACAUUGGACGUACGUUCGGCAAAUUAAUUCAAGAUUACAUCGAAGCUUACAAACCGCUCAAUGAAAUUUAUAUAAAAUUGUUUAAUACCGAUAAAGGUAAAAAGAUCUACGAAGAUACUUUACAAUGUGUGAAAAAACAAUUUCCACAAUAUAUAAGAGAAAUUCAGGGUACCGCGGACGGUGCCAAUGUUCCUUUUACCAAGUUGUUCUUAAUGCAUCUAGAUGACAUUUUGCCAAAUGUCAUUGGUGAAACAUCCGGAAAUACCCUUCCUGUUGGGUGUUCUACAAUCAUUUGCAAUCAACCAAGACAACAAAUAAUUGGACAUAAUGAGGAUGCCUUGAGCGAGACUUUGAACCAUUGGUAUCUCGUAAACGCCCAUGUUAUCGAAAAUGGUUACAAGGAAGAAAAAUUUAUUUCAUUAUGCUAUGCUGGAUUUUUACCAGGAUAUACCAUGGGUUAUAAUCAUCAUGGUUUCAUUUUUACUAUUAAUACUCUCAGCGCAGCUACUCUUAGAUCUGGCAAAACACCACGUUAUUUCAUUACUCGCGCGCUUCUUGGUGUUGAAAAUUAUGUGGAAGCUCAAAAAGUAUUAAGAAACGAAGGUUACGGCGCGGCAGAAGGAUUUUCGGUAAAUAUGACUUUUCUUAAACAAGAAGGUGAUAGAAUGUUUCAUAACGCUGAAGUUGGACCUACCGAAGCCAAUGGAACUCAAUCGCAGCUUAGCAUAUUAACUGCAAGUCCGGGUGAACAUAUUUUUCACUGUAACAAAUACUUACGAUUGAAAAUACCGGAAGAAAAAGGUUUGAUAAUAGAUAGUAGUAUACACAGAAUGCAAGCAAUUUGUAAGCAUCCACCACCUAAGUGUCUUCAAGAUGUUAUAGAAAUUCUUAGCGACCAAACAGAUUCCGAGUUUAGAGUCUAUCAAGAUAUAAAUCCUGACGAUUAUGUAAAAACGAUCGCUACUGGAAUUUUUGACUGUAUUGAAAAAACAUGGUCUAUUUAUACAGACAAGCCAAAUUGUAACGAUCCGAUAAUAGUCUUGCCUUUACAAUUACAUAAUAAAAAUGAUUUUAUAUGUACAAAAGCAACUUGUAAAAAUAUAAAAUAAUUAGCGUGAAUUAAUGAGAAAAUUAAUUGACAAAGAUAUCUAAUGCUAUAUUCUAAUAUGCUAUAUUAUAACAAAUAAUAUUAUUUAGAAAAUCUUGCCUUUUCUCCUUCGUUUGUCCUAAAGUUAUAUUCCACUUUUCAUCUGAUUCGAUACGAAAAAAUUAAAAAAUUAUACAACAAAUUUUUAAAUAAUAUAACAAAACAAUUAUUAGAUUAUUGAAAAUUGUUUAAAUAUUAAUCCAAUUAUUGAUAGUUAAUCAAAUGUUUAAAGAAGAUCUUGUUAUUUAAAAAAGCACGCUAAAUAAUUAAAAAAAUUAUGAAUUGUUAAUAAAGAUUCGUUUCAAUAUUAA
Messenger RNA from Polistes canadensis, 1918 nucleotides. RefSeq lists its product as uncharacterized. The transcript is spliced from 9 exons. The coding region runs from base 286 to 1569 and encodes 427 amino acids. Lineage: Eukaryota; Metazoa; Arthropoda; Insecta; Hymenoptera; Vespidae. The record is from RefSeq and is a predicted model, not a curated record.